AUGGCCAAGAGAGACGAGAUUGUUAAAGUACUUCAUUAUCUGUUGCUGAUUGUGCUUUUCUACCGUCAGCAGGAGAGGGUGGCCGGCCCUCUCCAGAUAUACCCUUGUGAGGGGGCUUCGUUGGUUGACUGGUGGGGUGGCCAGGUUGAAUCACUCCACCCAGCCCAAGCUCAACAGCUACUUCAAUUAAAGAAAAUAUGUUACACUAUCAAAGAAGACUCUCUGCAAGCUAGCAUAAUGAUGUCUACAAGUAGCAAUAUUACGCAGGAUAUACAGGAAUAUAAUGAAUAUUACCGGGGAGGGAUGUUCGUAAUUCCAUCAACACGUUGUGCGAAGGCUGACGAAUCGUACGUCGCUGGAACUAAUACCUUAAGUAGCGAUCUUGAAGCUACGUUUAGCGAGCCUUUCGCAUCCCUAGCGAUUAACCCGCUUGCACCAGCUUGUGCGAACGCCUUCCCUGACUCUGCUCCGGUGCCUCGAAUAGCUCCGGUAAGGCAAAUAACAAACGAAGUGGUUAAUGGCUGCUUUGACAGCUCUAGUUCUGGAGGAUUGAGCCUGUCCAAGUUGGUGGACCAGCCAUGGCUCUACAUUGUCCCAUUUGGUUACUUACAAUUCUCUUUAUAUAUUAAUUGUUGGAGCCAGGCAGAUCAAUUAAGUGCCUGGCCUCCCGAAUUUCAAGUGUUGACCGCCGAACACGACUUUCUGACUUAUUUUCCAUCUCAAAGUGGUAUCCCAGGCGGAAAAGAGCUAACUAUAUGGAUAGAAUCUAGCAAGGGAGUGGAAGAAAUGACUUUGAUACCCCCGAAAGGGUUAAUAAUUCCUAUCGGUCUACUCAAAUUCCUCCCAUUCUCUGCACUGAUUCUACCAUGCCACCUAGCACAUCGCCGCAGCCAUGAUUUCAACGCCCAAUCAAUCCGAAUAGCAAUCAAUAAAAUCAUCGUCGAUCCCCUCACAAACAUAUACUUUCCUAGAUUACGGAAGCAUAUCCGUGGGUACGUCCUCGAGGUUCUCCCAGUCGCGGUUGGUUUUACAGGGUGCAGCCAGGGAGAGGAUAACGAGAAAGGCGUAGAUCUUUCGAAGUUUGGUCUUGAAAUUUACCGUUCCGAGCGAGAGUAUAUGGUAGAUGCUAUUUUAACCUUAUUAGACGACGCGAUGUUUUUGGUAUUGAGGAGGGGAAUAAGCGAUAUACUAUUGAUAACACCUUCGGAAUUCCUAGUCGACACACAUGUGCAUGCAAGCGCUAAUCUGUAUCCGGCUAUGUCCUCUAGCGUCGUUGCUCCCCCAGCCUCUCGAGACUACGAUUGGUUUAUCUAUCCUGUCUGCUUCGGGAAAUAUAAACGAUCUCCAAAUUGGCUGACGAACACUGAUUGGCUCGGGGUAUGA
Molecule: messenger RNA, 1383 nt
Organism: Lindgomyces ingoldianus
Lineage: Eukaryota; Fungi; Ascomycota; Dothideomycetes; Pleosporales; Lindgomycetaceae
Exons: 20
Coding region: 1-1383 (460 amino acids)
Source: RefSeq, a predicted model, not a curated record